Epithele typhae is the source of this 1365-nucleotide messenger RNA. Its product is annotated as Endonuclease/exonuclease/phosphatase. Gene Ontology annotation, molecular function: sphingomyelin phosphodiesterase activity. The coding region runs from base 1 to 1365 and encodes 454 amino acids. The record is from RefSeq and is a predicted model, not a curated record. The transcript is spliced from 3 exons. NCBI's taxonomy places the organism in Eukaryota, Fungi, Basidiomycota, Agaricomycetes, Polyporales, Epitheliaceae. Gene Ontology annotation, cellular component: cytoplasm.
AUGUUCCAACCCUGUCGCAGAGUCAAUGCCGCCCUCACCGCUAGUCUCCUCGUGCUCCAGGGGGCUCUGUCUGCCACCACAUCGGGCGAAUUCAACAUCCUUGCGAUGAACGUCGCCGGCCUGCCAGAGAUCCUGAACGGCAACGAAGUCCCCGGCGACAAGACCACCAACGCCGGGAUCAUUGGGUCCAGGUUCGCCGAGUACGACUACGACGUCAUCCACGUUCAGGAGGACUUCAACUACCAUGCGUAUAUCUACGCGACGGACGACCAUCCGUACCGCACCGCAACGUCGGGCGGUGUCCCUAUCGGGUCCGGCUUAAACACGCUCUCCAAUUUCGACUGGGUCUCCUUUGACCGCGUCAAGUGGGACACGUGCUCAGACGCGUCUGAGAACGAUUGCCUCACGCCGAAAGGGUACACGUUCAUGCGGGUCGCCAUCGCGACCUCGAACUCGACCUCGACCUACAUCGACAUGUACAACCUGCACACCGACGCGGGCACCGAGGACGGGGACGAGGUCGCGCGGAACAGCAACGUGAACCAAGUCGCGGCGCGCAUCGCGGCGUCGAGCACCGGCAACGCGGUGCUCGUCUUCGGGGACACCAACAGCCGGUACACCCGCGUCGCGGACACGGCGAUCCGCGCGCUGCUCGCGAGCGAGAACGCGGCCGGCCCGGGCCUGACCGACGCGUGGGUCGAGCUCGAGCGGGGCGGGGUGGUCCCGACCGUCGAGACCGUGUGCGACAACCCGUCGACGACGAACGCGUGCGAGACGGUCGACAAGGUGUUCUACCGCGGGAGCGCGCUCGUGGAGCUCUCCGCCGCCGGCUGGACGUACGCGAGCGCCCGCUUCCUGCAGAGCAACGGGAGCGUGCUCUCGGACCACAACCCGGUGAACGUGGACUUCGCCUGGGCGGCGGGCGGCGCGCUGCGCCAGUCCGCCUUCUGGGGCGGCCCGCACGGGGACUGGUUCAGCGACGUGCCGACGCUCGCGGGCCUGCGCGCGAAGCCGAAGCCGACGCUGCUCUCCUUCCGGGGCGCGAGCCGGCUCGACGCCGUCGGCCUCACGCUCGCGGACGGGACGGUGUUCGCGCACGGGGGGACGGGCGGGGACGCGGCGAGCCUCGCGCUCGGCGCGGGCGAGGUCUGGCUCGGGGCGGAGCUCUGCCAGGGCGAGAAGAGCGGGCAGACGCGCAACUUUUGGAUCCGGGCGACGACGAACGUGGGCCGGACGCUCGAGGCGGGCACGCGGACGGACGACUGCACGAGCUUCGCGGCCCCGAGCGGCUGGCAGAUCGUCGGCUUCCUCGGCCAGGACGGGGACGAGAUGGACCAGCUUGCGUUCGUGUACGCACCGCAGUGA